This is a messenger RNA of Fusarium coffeatum, 906 nucleotides long. RefSeq lists its product as uncharacterized. The record is from RefSeq and is a predicted model, not a curated record. NCBI's taxonomy places the organism in Eukaryota, Fungi, Ascomycota, Sordariomycetes, Hypocreales, Nectriaceae. The transcript has 3 exons. The coding region runs from base 1 to 906 and encodes 301 amino acids.
AUGGCCACACGUCCAGCAGAGAAGGCCGGUCACUGGUACAAAGCCAAGCCAACCGUGUUGAAGAAUGAGCUUCAGAAAUACCUGGCAGCAGUUCCUGAUACUGUCGAUGGAGCUCCUGUGCCCAUUUCCGGUGCACGUGUAGUAAUUGCGCCCCAUGCAGGAUACGAUUACUCUGGUCCCUGUGCAGCAUGGGCAUACAAGACUUUGGACCUGACCGGUGCUAAGCGUGUUUUUGUCCUGGGACCUUCUCAUACAUACUACCUUGAAGGAUGCGCAACCUCAACAUUUGGCAAAUACGAAACUCCUUUCGGAGAUCUGACGGUUGACCAAGAUGUAGUCCAGCAGAUUAAGGAUGCUGCUGAGAUGGAGGAGAUGCCCACGCGAGGAGAGGUCAGCGAACAUUCUCUCGAGAUGCACAUGCCGUACCUCUACCUUCGCUGUGAACAGACCUUUGGUACCCCGGACAAGUUUCCCAAGAUCGUCCCGCUUCUCAUUGGCAACAACAGCGGACCGGAGGAGAAGGCACAUGGCAAGGUCCUGCUCCCAUAUCUCCAAGAUCCCGAGAACGCCUUCGUUGUGAGCUCCGACUUCUGCCACUGGGGUAAGAACUUCAGUUACCAGGUAUACUCGCCCACGAACAAACCCUCAGAUCUCAAAAAGUUGCGCUCUACCGAUGCAGCACCAAAAGGCCCGCCGAUCCAUGAGACAAUUCGUGUCAUCGACGAAGCUGCCAUGGACGCCGUCAAGAGCGGUGUUCAUGAUAGCUUCCUUGCGACGCUGAAAGAGACUCGCAACACAGAUAAGGAAAAGGGAUACUUUAGUGUCAUUAAGUAUGACCGCAGUAACUUGGUGGAGGAGCCUCAGGACAUGAGCGUGAGUUACGUGUCCGCAUAUGCUGUGCUUUGA